Molecule: messenger RNA, 4635 nt
Organism: Gossypium raimondii (Peruvian cotton)
Lineage: Eukaryota; Viridiplantae; Streptophyta; Magnoliopsida; Malvales; Malvaceae
Product: enhancer of mRNA-decapping protein 4
Exons: 12
Coding region: 380-4486 (1368 amino acids)
Biological process (GO): deadenylation-independent decapping of nuclear-transcribed mRNA
Cellular component (GO): P-body
Molecular function (GO): protein binding
Source: RefSeq, a predicted model, not a curated record
AGUAUCGAAAUUGCUUGAUACCACUUUGGGUGUAGUAGCGUUCAUCCCUGGUUUUGUACAGUCCUGAAAUGGUCUACUAAUAAAAUUACUUAACUAAUAAAACUGAAAGCCUCGCCUCCCCUGUUGGUGUUUUUCAUUUUUAUAUAGUUUAUUGGCGUCUUCGAGUCAUCAUCCAGUCUGGGCCACCCAAAGGAGAAGAAAGUGGGGAGCAAGAGAUUCAAGAUUCGAUAUAAUCUAAAAACUUGGAUUCUGAUCUGAAUCGAAGCAAGCGGAUCCAUGAAACCCUCUUGUUCCUUGUGUUUCACAUAAAGUAAGAUCUCAACAAGCCUUUGAUUUCAUCGUUUUCUUUUUAUUUUCUCUUUUUUGGAUUUGGGAUUGGAUGGCUUCAAAUCCCAAUCCUCAACCGCAAAGUGGCGGUGGUGGCAGCGGUGGGUUUGAUUUGAACAAGCUGUUUAAACCCAGUUCUAGCCCUAUGUUGCAGCAUCAGCAUCUUCAGAACGUGAACGUGACAGCAACUUCUCCAAGUCCAACUCCAAGUCCUAACACUUCAAACCUUACUACAUCCCCAUCUUUCCCAGCCCAAUCCUCAACGCCGCCUCCACCGCCCUAUUUGACGCCUUCUUCCUCUUACCCUCCGCCUACUGGGCCUUACCCUUUCCACCACUACCUUCCUUACCCUCCUCCUCCUCAACCCCAACACCCUUUGCAUCCUCAUCCUAAUCCUACUGGACCCAUUCCUUAUCAUCCCCAACCCCAACUCCCCACCCCUCCUACUUCCGGAAACGACAUUUUGAUGGCCUUCUUUGGCACUCAAGCUCAGUCACUAGCUCCUGCUCCUGUCCCUUCUGCCCCGCCUCUUAAUAUGACUGUCACCCCAUCUGCUCCUUCGCCCUCUCCCUCACCUGCCCGACUGUUGAGCAGCAAGGUCCCGAAGGGCAGGCAUCUCUCUGGGACCAAUCUCCUUUACGAUAUUCAUGUCAGGCUACCCAGUGAAGUACAACCCCAACUUGAGGUCACUCCCAUUACCAAGUACGCAUCUGAUCCUGGCCUUGUUCUUGGUCGUCAGAUUGCUGUUAAUAGGAAUUACAUUUGCUAUGGUCUCAAGCUUGGGAAUAUACGUAUCCUCAACAUCAACACUGCCCUCCGGUCCUUGCUUCGUGGCCACACUCAGAGAGUAACAGAUAUGGCUUUUUUUGCUGAGGAUGUCCACCUUUUGGCCAGUGCAAGUGUUGAUGGCCGGGUUUUUGUAUGGAGGAUCAAUGAGGGACCUGAUGAUGAAGAUAAGCCGCAAAUUUUUGGCAAAGUUGUUAUUGCCCUUCAGAUCGUAGGGCAAGAAUCAUCAAAACAUCCACGAGUCUGCUGGCAUCCUCACAAACAAGAGAUUUUGAUGGUUGCUAUCGGAAAUCGUAUCCUGAAAAUUGAUACAAUCAAAGUUGGAAAACUUGAUGGAUUUUCAGCAGAGGAACCUCUUAAUUUCUCUGUUGAUAAGCUUAUUGAUGGGGUUCAGUUUGUUGGCAAACAUGAUGGUGAGAUUACUGAGUUGUCAAUGUGCCAAUGGUUGACUACCCGUUUAGCUUCAGCUUCAGUAGAUGGCACGGUGAAAAUUUGGGAAGAUCGUAAGCCCAUACCACUUGCAGUGUUGAGGCCACAUGAUGGACAUCCUGUUUACUCGGCAACAUUCUUGACUGCCCCACAUCGCCCUGAUCAUAUUGUUCUUAUCACAGGAGGCCCACUAAACCGUGAAGUGAAGAUAUGGGCCUCUUCAGGUGAAGAGGGCUGGUUGUUGCCCAGUGAUGGUGAAUCAUGGCAGUGUAUGCAGACAUUGGAAUUGAGGUGUUCUGCUGAGUCUGAGGUUGACAAUGCAUUCUUUAAUCAAGUUUUGGCACUGCCCCAUGCAGGCCUGUUUCUGCUUGCAAAUGCCAAGAAGAAUGCUAUAUAUGCUGUACACAUAGAAUAUGGGCAUAAUCCUGCAGCUACCUGCAUGGAUUACAUAGCUGAAUUCACUGUCACAAUGCCUAUAUUGAGUCUCACGGGAACAAGUGAUAGUUUGCCAGGUGGAGAAUAUACUGUCCAAGUCUACUGUGUUCAAACACAGGCUAUUCAGCAAUAUGCUUUGGACUUGUCUCAGUGCCUACCACCACCCCUGGAAAACACAGACUUGGAUAAAACUGAUUCUAAUGUUGCUCAUGUUUCUGAUGCCAUGAACUCUGAUGGUUCUGCUUCUCAGGAAUUAUCUCAUGGAUAUAAACCAACUGAGAAGACUAUAAACUACAGUAGCUCUGAAAGCGCUGCCAUGGCGAGCUGUUCACAAAACGUAGCUUCUUCAGAGGUUACAUUCAUAUCUGAGAGUGCUGUGUCUGGCAUGGAAAUUAAGCCAAGUGCUUUGCUGUCUGGUAGUAGUGCUGAAAAUGUGCACAUUGCAACACCUCCACUUCCAUUAAGUCCAAGGUUAUCACGGAAGUCUUCUGGUUUUGGAAAUCCAUCAAGUGUUGAUCAUGUUAACCGCUCAGCACCUGAUCAUUCUGUUGAUCACAAAGUAGACACGGUUAAAGAGAAUAAUGUUGUAGUGCCCUACGCAGGUGAGAACUUGCAGAAAGGUGAAGAUAUUGCAGUGUUCAAACAUCCAACCCAUCUGGUAACACCAUCAGAGAUAUUGUCUACCGUGUCUUCAUCGACAGAAAAUGCACAAAUCAGUCAGGUUAUUAAUGAGGGUGAGGCAACAAUCAAAGAUGUGGUCAAGAAUGAUGCUGAAAGCAUAGAGGUAGAAGUUGAUGUUCUUGGUGAGACUAAAUAUUCACAAGGCUCUCAUACUACAGUUGGAGAUAACAAAGAAAAGGCCUUCUACUCACAGGCAUCAGAUCUUGGCAUUCAGAUGGCUAGAGAUUUUUGUGUAGAAAGUUAUGGCAUUGAGGGAGCUCAACAAGCUAGUCACUUGGGUGUUUUGGUUCAAGCAGAUAGACUAACUAAUGCUGGUGAUGGGGGUGACCAGAAUGUGAUUAAAAAUGCCCCUCCAAAGGUUGGUGAAACAGACACUGCCAUCACUGGUUCCCCAUCUCCAGCUUCUGCUAAAGGGAAAAAGCAGAAGAAGAAAAAUUCUCAAGUAUCUGUCCCAUCUUCCCCUUCAGCUAGCCCAUAUAAUUCCACGGAUUCAUCUAAUGAACCAGGUUGCAGUUCUGGGGCUCUGUCAGCUGAUGCUAAUUUCCCCCAAUUGCUGGCCAUGCGGGAUAUGCUUGAGCAGUCCCUUAGCGUGCAGAAGGAAAUGCAGAAGCAGAUGAAUGCAAUUGUCUCUGCUCCUGUUAACAAAGAAGGGAAAAGACUGGAAGCAUCCUUGGGCAGGAGCAUUGAGAAAGCUGUAAAGGCAAACACAGAUGCUUUGUGGGCCCGUAUCCAAGAUGAAAAUGCAAAACAAGAGAAGUUAGAGAGAGACCGCAUGCAGCAGAUAACAAAUUUGAUCACCAACUGUUUAAAUAAGGACUUGCCAGCCAUGUUUGAGAAAUCCUUAAAGAAGGAAAUAGCUGCAGUUGGCCCUGUUGUGGCUCGUGCUAUUAGUCCCACUCUGGAGAAAAGUAUAUCUUCUGCUAUUACAGAGUCAUUCCAGAAAGGCAUUGGGGAGAGGGCAGUGAAUCAUUUGGAGAAGUCAGUCAGUUCAAAACUUGAAGCAACAGUGGCCAGGCAAAUCCAAGCACAAUUUCAAACUACUGGAAAGCAAGCACUUCAGGAUGCACUGAGAUCUAGCUUGGAAACUUCUGUUAUUCCAGCAUUUGAGAUGUCAUGCAAAUCAAUGUUUGAGCAAAUUGAUGUCACAUUUCAUAAAGGGCUAAUAGAACACACAGCAACUGCUCAGCAGCAAUUUGAAAAUUCACAUUCUUCCCUUGCUGCUGCUCUACAGGAAGCUAUUAAAUCUGCAACUUCAAUCACACAAACCUUAAGUGGUGAACUGGCCAACGCGCAACGAAAUCUUCUAGCUAUAGCAGCUGCAGGUGGCAACUCCAAUGCAGGAAAUCCCUUGGUUUCACAAUUGAGUAAUGGACCACUGACUCAUCUGCAUGAGAUGCCUGAGGCACACUUAGAUCCAACUAAAGAGUUAGCAAGAUUGAUAGCUGAAAAGAAAUAUGAAGAAGCAUUCACCUCAGCCCUGCAUAGAAGUGAUGUCUCUAUAGUUUCCUGGUUGUGUUCUCAGGUUAAUCUGCAAGGGAUAUUGUCAAUGAAACCAUGUCCACUGAGCCAAGGAGUAUUGCUGGCACUUUUUCAGCAACUGGCUUGUGAUAUCAACAAGGAAACAAGUAGAAAGCUUGUAUGGAUGACUGAUGUAGCUGUUGCCAUAAUCCCCUCGGAUCCGACAAUAGCCAUGCAUGUGGUACUAAUCUUUAGGCAGGUGUCUCAGAUUGUGGAUCAUUUACAAAGCAUGUCCACGACAUCUGCCUCAGAAACCGCCAGCAUCCGGGUUCUUAAGUUUGUCAUAAACAGUGUGUUGAACUGUAAAUGAUUUUUGUGCUAAUUUUUGCAAGAAGAUUUUCCCUUUUUUUUCCCCUUUACAUAUAGAAAUUUAGGAACAUACGGUGAAAAAGGUGGAUAUUUCGUAAAUUCAGUUGUAUGUUUCAAUGUGUGAAAUAGUUGAGUUUAUUUGUUUAUCAA